This is a messenger RNA of Strongylus vulgaris, 690 nucleotides long. The record is from the annotation of a GenBank genome assembly. NCBI's taxonomy places the organism in Eukaryota, Metazoa, Nematoda, Chromadorea, Rhabditida, Strongylidae.
AUGUUGUCGAAUUACAAUCUACCCAAUCUGGAAGCACUCAUUAGCAGUGUGCGAGAGAAAAACUUGCCUCAGACGUUUGAUUCGUUCCACUCACCACUUUCUGAGCCGAAUGCUGGCCAACACUUCUACCCUGGAAGUUUAGCAAAGAGAGCUUCAUUGACACCACCAGAAUUUUGGGGAAAAUACGACAAGAGAGAUGUUUGUUCGUCGGAUAGCAUGUCUCACACCACUACUGUGUCUAGCUCCAGUCUCUCAAACACAGCGACUUACGAGGAUGAUGAAGAUGAUAUAAUCGAUGAUCCGGCGCCGUUGGGCACAAUGGAUGACCUUUCCCAUUCAGACUCGCAGGGUAGUGUUGCUAUUGCCACUCGUCAUUCUUAUCACCUCUCUGGUCGAUAUUCUUGUUCUCGUGGAAAAUAUAAAUGUAUGCUGGAUGUUAAUUCACCAAUGGAUGAACAUGGCGCGGUUUUCUUGAGUGAUGCCAUUCAUGAUAAUAAUGUUGAGCAAGAAAAUUAUGCACUAACUGGAAACAUGCUGAACCCAGAUAUGAGGUUACCCAGUUCAUCCUCUGCUAUAUCAAUAAGCGAUCGUUAUUCGAUUGGAAGCGAGUGCAGCUCGACGUUGAGCUCUCAGGCUCACUAUGUUCAUGGAUCGUUCACCAGCAUCGACUCGCAAAUGUUAUCAGACGCA